UUGCCCCGAGACACCUGCCAGGCUGUGAAUAAUUACACGCAGCAGUGAACUUGCCGUGUCAGGAUUCAAAGUUCACAUGAGGUGCUUGUUUUUGGUGGCUUAGUAGCUGCGUCACUGGUGGGUGUUUUGGGCUUGGAGAGGCGGAGAAAACAUCACACACCCCUUUUGCAGUUCUGGCAACUGAAAUUAGACCUGAGAGAAAAGAGAAGUCUCUCGCAGUGAGGGAAGUGGACACAAACAUGGAGGUCAGCCACACUUGGGAUGAUGAGCUCGUUUUCUUUGUUAACGGGAAGAAGGUGGUGGAGACAAACCCAGAUCCUGACAUGACAUUACUCACCUACCUGAGGACGAAAGUGGGCCUCCAGGGAACCAAGCUGGGUUGUGCUGAAGGAGGUUGUGGAGCGUGCACAGUAAUGUUGUCUAAAUAUCAAGAAGACACGCAACAGCUACUUCAUUAUGCCAUCAACGCCUGCCUGGCGCCCAUCUGUUCCUUGCACCUGGUUGCCGUGACCACAGUGGAAGGUAUUGGCAGUGUUGCUCGACAACUGCAUCCUGUGCAGGUACUUCUUCUUCUGUUGUGA
Molecule: messenger RNA, 581 nt
Organism: Entelurus aequoreus (snake pipefish)
Lineage: Eukaryota; Metazoa; Chordata; Actinopteri; Syngnathiformes; Syngnathidae
Product: xanthine dehydrogenase/oxidase-like
Exons: 4
Coding region: 240-581 (113 amino acids)
Molecular function (GO): oxidoreductase activity; iron ion binding; 2 iron, 2 sulfur cluster binding
Source: RefSeq, a predicted model, not a curated record